Molecule: messenger RNA, 6326 nt
Organism: Neofelis nebulosa (Clouded leopard)
Lineage: Eukaryota; Metazoa; Chordata; Mammalia; Carnivora; Felidae
Gene: NIPA1
Product: NIPA magnesium transporter 1
Exons: 5
Coding region: 63-1037 (324 amino acids)
Biological process (GO): magnesium ion transport
Cellular component (GO): membrane
Molecular function (GO): magnesium ion transmembrane transporter activity
Source: RefSeq, a predicted model, not a curated record
CCCCCUCCAGCCCCAGCGCGCGCGGCGCGCAGGCGCAGGCGCGGAGGGCGGGCGCGGGCGGAAUGGGGACUGCAGCGGCGGCAGCGGCGGCGGCCGGGGAGGGGGCGCGCAGCCCGAGCCCCGCCGCGGUGUCGCUUGGCCUGGGCGUGGCCGUCGUGUCGAGCCUGGUGAAUGGGUCCACGUUCGUGCUGCAAAAAAAGGGCAUCGUGCGCGCCAAGCGACGAGGUACUUCCUAUUUAACAGACAUUGUGUGGUGGGCAGGCACAAUUGCAAUGGCUGUUGGCCAGAUUGGAAACUUCCUGGCUUACACGGCGGUCCCCACAGUCCUGGUGACUCCACUGGGUGCCCUUGGAGUGCCGUUUGGGUCCAUUUUAGCUUCUUAUCUUCUAAAGGAAAAGCUCAACAUCUUGGGCAAGUUGGGAUGUCUGCUAAGCUGUGCAGGUUCUGUUGUACUGAUUAUCCACUCCCCGAAAUCUGAGAGUGUGACCACUCAGGCUGAGCUGGAAGAGAAGCUGACUAACCCAGUGUUUGUGGGCUAUUUGUGUAUCGUGCUCCUUAUGCUGCUACUGCUCAUCUUUUGGAUUGCACCAGCCCAUGGGCCUACCAACAUCAUGGUCUACAUCAGUAUCUGCUCUUUGCUGGGGAGUUUCACCGUGCCUUCCACCAAGGGCAUCGGGCUGGCAGCCCAAGACAUCUUCCACAACAACCCAUCCAGUCAACGGGCACUCUGCCUGUGCCUGGUGCUCCUCGCCGUGCUUGGUUGCAGCAUCAUUGUCCAGUUCAGGUACAUCAACAAGGCACUUGAGUGCUUCGACUCCUCUGUGUUCGGGGCCAUCUAUUACGUCGUAUUCACCACCCUCGUCCUGUUAGCCUCGGCCAUCCUCUUUCGGGAAUGGAGCAACGUGGGCCUGGUGGACUUCUUGGGUAUGGCCUGUGGGUUCACUACUGUCUCUGUUGGGAUUGUCCUUAUACAGGUGUUCAAAGAGUUCAAUUUCAACCUUGGGGAGAUGAACAAAUCUAAUAUGAAAACAGACUAGGAUGCAACAGGGGGGUGGGUGGCUCAAGGAAUAGGAAAUGGAUGUGGUUUCUGGUCCUAAUUUGAUGUGAAAUAGAAGAGACCCUAAUCACUGGUAUUAAAGUUGCUUGCAUAUUAAUGGGUGGUCUGGUGGACAGUAGGGAGCAUCGCUCAGCAUCCAAGUAGGGGCCCAGCCCUCUGCAGUGUAAAGUUGCUAAAUGGUUGUCUGGGCAUCAUCUCUCUCUGAUGAGAGGAAUCUCAUGUUCAUUGCCAUUAACCUGGAAGCUUUCAUGAAUACUAUUUCCUUUAACAAUAUUUUAACAUUAUUUAAUAGAAAAUAAAGUUGGGCUCUUUCCGGUUAGUCUUUGCAGGGGAGCAGAUAUUGUUACUUAGAAGAUUACUUUGGAAAUGGGGGAAAUUGUUGUCUUAUAGUCUGACUAUACAGUAAAUGUGUCUGUAGUUGUGUUAUUUUGCAUUAAGCAUGUAUAAAAUUCAGGUACCUCAUCCAAAUAAGAAGUAUAUACAUUUAAUUGUUUUUAAUCCGCUAAUGAGCUGACUCUCCCACCUCCUACUCCAAGACAUUUUAAUUGAACAUAGAGAGAGAAUGAGUGGACAUGAUGCAGAGUUCCAUUUAUAGGAUGACUUUCAAUAGCUCAAAUCAAUUUCAGUGCCUUUAUCACUUGAACUCUUCACUUAAUUUGACUAUUACUAUGUGUAUGUUCUCUUAGAAUAACUCUUUGAUUAUACUUUAAUAUUUCACUAUUCAAAAUAUAAAUGUAUAGAGCAGUUAGAAAUAACAGUAUAUUCAUUUGUUGGAAGAAAGUCACAGUGAAAGACACAUAAGAGCAAAUUGACCUUUUUAGCAUGUAUUUAUUGUCCAAUUAAAGACAGUUGACUUAAGUAGCAUAAGGUAUUUUAUUUGUAUUUAAUCUAUGUAACUGGGACCCAGUAUCAAAUAUAUCCACAUUCUCUUUCAGUGACCAUUGUGGCCAUUCCAAAGAAAUAAAUUAUUCAACUUGAUAAUAAGGUUGUUAGAUGAGAGAGUAACUGUUCAAUAGCACAUAUGUCAGGUUCCCUAUAAUACAGGAACAGGUUAAAAGACACAGUCAAGCUCAGGCAAGUUUCUGAAAAUUGGAACAUACAAAGUAAGUUUUCAAAAGAAUUUCUCCUAAAAUGAAAACAAUUAAUUUAGCCAUCUCCCUGUUGUUUGAGAUGGCAGAGCACCCUACAAUUCCUCACCCAACCUCUCAUUAAUCUUCUGAAAUGCAAAAUAGCCACUAAAUAUGCCAGUAUUUGGAUCAAAGAGAUCAUUUGUCUGUUUAUAGUAACCUCCUAUGUAUAGUAAGUGGGAGCAAAGCACAAAGUGAUGCAAAUUAUUUCAUCAAGAUAUCAUGUACUUCAUAUGCAAUGUCUUAUCUAAAUAGGGAACUGUGCCAAGUUGGAAAAUGGGAUUGGGUAAGGCAGAAUUAGCGAACUAGAAUAUCACAUUUAAUAAUACCCAAUUAAAGUUACUCACUAAGGAAAAAAAUAUUUUUUCAGGCAAAAAGAACAUUUCUAAAGACCAAAGAAAUUGUUCCCUAAAGUGUGGGGAGGCUAAAUAAAAGGCUAAAUAAAAGAGGCUAAAUAAAAUGAGGAUAGUUUAACAUACAGUGAAGAACACCUUUAUGAAUUAAAAGUAGAUGUGAUGGCAUGAGUUGUCAGUGAUUAGUGAACUAAGAGCAGCAACAAAAUUGUUUAAAAAAUUUUUAAUCUUACAUUAACUGACAGUUAAUAAAUACUCAAAAAGUCCCUCACUUUUUUUUAUCAGCUCCUAAAGAUUUGGGUUUUUUUAUUAUCAGGUAUUUUUAGGAAUGCAAGCCUUAAUUUAUUGAACUGAACUUUCUGAAAAUAUCAUGUAGCAGUGUCAGUAUAAUAGUUUCCUACAUAAGGAGUUUGAGACAUUAAAAGAAUACAUGUGGUGAACAAAAGUAUACUGAGAAAGUUCAUGUGUCUUAAGGAAAUUAUCUUGUUUAUUUUGUUACAGCUUACAGUUGAAGCUUAGUUUAAAUUCAUCUAUUAGUGUUCCUCAUUAUAUUUUAGUUCACGGUUACACCAUGGAUACUCAGCAGUGGUAUUUUCUGGAUGAUCAUCCCUGUUUUGUUUUGUUUUGUUUUGUUUUGUUUUGUUUUGUUUAUAGCAAAACAAAAUCUGAAAGUAGUAAUAGCUGAUCUCCUCUUAAGGAUGACUUGUUCUGGAACAGUUGGACUCUCCCAGGUUUAGCAGAUUAUUUUGGUGGGAUGAACAGCUUUCCUUCCAGUGGGACAAAGUUCUUAGGAUUGUAUUUCAAGUGUGUGACUCUAGCCUCAAAUGGACAUGACCAGCAGUCUAAAGAGCCCAAUUUUCAAGUUUGACAUAGAGCAUAUAACUUCUGAUUUAAUUUUAUAUAUAUAUAUAUAUAUAUAUAUAUAUAUAUUUUAUAAAUUCAUGUUUUCAUAAUUCAUUUGGAAUUGCAAAGAAAAAAAAGGCCUCAAAGUGAGAGUUUGGGAGGAGCUAGAAUGGGAAUGGGUCUCAUUGGUCUCUCCAAAAGUAAAUACAUAUGAAACAUUUUCAUGAUUAUACUAUUCCUUGGGCUUUAUCUCUGAUAAACUAAGAAGAAAUUUACCUACCGCCUACUUGUUUUCAAGCCUCUCUAAAAUCUUAUGUUUCUGAUCACAAUUUGCAAAUUUACUCUGGAUACUUAAAUAAGCCGUUUCUCUCCUCUGCUACUUGGACAAUGCUUUGUUUUUUCAUCUGAAUCUUUGCAUUUGAAAAGAUUGCUUUCUGUUUUGCUAAUUGAUCAAGUGUAGGGCCUAUUAAGGAUUCUGAGACCACCCUGGGCAUUUUGUUCUUCUAGAGGACUAUUCCAUCUCUGUAGAGAAGGUCCUUGAGAGGAAGGGUAGUCUGCUUCUUGCCACACAAGGAAUAAGAACUGCUCAUAACUCGUUCUUCAGUCAGAUGUCACUAUAGUAUUUUCACAUUAGAAUGUUAGUGAAAUACACUUUGCUGCUCUUGGUUCAGCAAUAAGAAAUAUUCUUUCAAUUCCUACUUUUCAAGCCAGUUUGUUAUACUCAGUAUUAACUCCAGAAGUUCAUUCCAGCUGUAGUAGGUUGGUCUUUGUUCUUUUUCUUUGGGUUUCAUGUCUGUCAGAACACUAUUAACGUGUACAGUCACCCCUCAUCUUCCUUCUUCCUUGACAGCUUCACUCUUUGUAAAUACUGUGUUCACUUCUAGAAGCUAGUUCCUAGACAUUUGUAAAGCACUGAUAUGCAGUGUCUUCCAGGUGUAGACAAGCACUUUGGUCCAUGGAGACCAAAGGUAUUGAUGGCUGCCUAGUUCUUAUUGGGAGAUGGUACCUCUCUUUUCCAAGCUGCUCAACUAAUCUAGAAUAGUGGAGAAAGUGCUCCAAUUGUCUACAGAGCCAUGGCCAUUGCUCUUUUUUGAUGCCUACUUGAUCCUGACUUAGACCUCUUAUGACCGAGUAGGAAACUGGAAAGAGAAAAAUGCUUCAAUUUAGAUCUGUUCAUGACUGUCUGAUUGGUUCCAGUGGUCUGAAGGAGUUAUCCUUCUCACUGUGUUUGAAACCAAGGAAGUAGUUCACCCAUCAAGCAGGAUUAGAUGGAAUCUUGGUGUUCCGCCUUCUCAGGGACCAAAAAUGUAACAUUAACAACUUAGUAUGACCUUCUUCCCAAGGACAUGUCCAUGUUAGUUUUUCAUAUGUUUUACUCAUAGUCAUAGCUAGAAGCCUGUUAACUUGAGUUGGAAAGAGAAAAGAUCAAGUUGCACACCAGUCACACCAUAAAACAGUUUAUCAUAUAAAAUACCUCAAUUUUCUGUAUUCCUCACUUCCACCUCACAGUUGUACUGGUGAUGAAUUUUAAGGGUCUGUCCUUUAGUUUAUUGGUGAUUUUUCACAUCUGGCCAGAUUCUUAUACCUCCAUCAUAUACUUGAAAAGAUUAAGAAUUAUAGGAAUGAGAAUGAGAAUUUGGCUCAGUAUCACUACUUGUUUAUUUUCAUAUACAUUUCUCACAUGCUGUGAAAUGCAACAAGAGAAUUAUAUUUUAAGAAAUGUAACUUUAUGUUACAUCAAAAAUUAUUGUGUAGUAAAAAGUUGAUACUCAGUAGAACAAUGAUCAUGUAAAUAAAUCUAUUUCAGAUGUACCCAAUGUGAUAAAAAGCAUUGUCUAGGACCCCAGAGCAUGAGCCAGGGAGAAAGAUUUAUUUGUUCUUUUCUCUAUUUUUCCUUGAAUUGUGCAACUAUAGGUGAGUCACUUAACCUUUCUGUGCCUCAGUUUCUCUACCUCUAAAGGGGUGAGAUGGUUCUCCAAAUCACCUGUUUUAGAGCACUCACACUUUUAGCGUGUGCUGGUAGCCUCCGACAAGAGUGUUAUGUGUAGGAUUGCUCUGGAGUGGUGAAGUGGAAACUCAGCUUGCACUGGGCAUCCUGUAUGCUCAGGACUGUGCUUUAGACAUGCAGCUUCAAGCACUGAGUAAGCAAAGGAAGUGCUGGGUGUAAAGUUUGCACGAUUCCAUGAAGCUUUAAUUUUUCUUUUUUUUUUUUUUUUUUUAAGGAAGGGUUUUAUAUAUUCUAUUAUAAAACGUGAAGGUUAAACAGGGACUUUUAAAAGCUGCACUGAAAGAUCACAUUCUGAUGAUGUGAUAAGAUUUUCUGACAUUCUGCAUAUGUUUAUGUUCUGCAGAAGAUUCAAUGACCUGUGAACCAGAUUGAUUCUGUUGUGUUAAAUUUGUUAGGAAUGAUGCUGAAAUUCCUGCUUCCAAGCAGCUCAACCCUGACCAUGAAUUACCUGACACCAGGUAAAUGUCAGGAGCUCCCAAACCACUAGUGCCAAAAGGUCACGUUGAAAAGUUUCUUUUCUUUGUCAGAAUGUACUAAUUCCCUCCCCCCACCUCUAUGUCAGUGUUUUUGCACUUUGGAAUAAUUUAAAGGUACUGUUUUCCAGUAGCAUUCCUGAGUGUUGUUGCCUUUUUAAAUGACAACUAUUACUUUCUUGUAAAAUGGAAUAUAAUCGUGAAAGAGAAGAAGACUAGAUAAAAAAUGUAAAAUGUUGAUUGACUGCAUAAGUUUUUUCCUGUAAAUGUAUCAGGGGAGCUUCCAAUUAGCAUACAUACACACAUUUGUCAAUGGCUAAGACUUGCUUAUCUUUUGCUUUACAGAAAUAGUCAUAGCAUGUUGUAAUUGCCUUAUGUAAAUAAAAAAGGCUAUUUAUUAAGUUUUCCAAUAAUAUUUAUUAAUCUGUAUGUGUUUUAAAAUAAAAUAACUUAUUUCUAGCUGAA